AUGAAGUUCAUUGCAACUCUCCUCGUCCUCGUCUCGUUGAUUGCUUCCGCAACCGCCCAUAUGGCGCUUCUUUACCCAACCCCCCGUGGCGGUUACGGUACUAAGCAGUACAACGGCCGUAUUCACACCUGGAUCGGCUACAAGGACAAGACCUGGACCCAGCGCUUCCCCUGCGGAGGCUACGCUCCCGGUCCUGUCACUAACAUGAAGGCCGGUCAGGUCAUCAACGUUCGUUUCUUGGCCUCAUCCAUGAAGGCCAAGGACAUCAAAACUCAGCCCAAGCCCACUAGCUCCAGCAAGCAGUUCUCACAGGCUCGCCAUGGUGGUGGAACGUGCGAGUUUUCGCUGUCGUACGAUGGUGGAAAGACCUUCCGCCUGAUUGGCAGAUACGCCAAGACUUGCCCUGAUGCUUACUACCACUGGCCCGUCAGAAUCCCCAAGAACGUCCCUUCGUGCACCACGAAGAACAAGUGCCUGUUUGUCUGGUCCUGGACCGCCAAUAUCCUUGCCCAGUACUACCAUAACUGUGCUGAUAUCCGUCUCACCGGUGUCAAGGGCGGCAAGCUUCCCAAGAAGGGUAUUCAGGUUGUCGACUUCAAGCCUUACAAGAUGAAGGUCACUGCCAAUGGCGAUGGCAACAAGCACAAAUCUGGCGGUGGCCCCACCAAGAAGGAGAUCAACGACAACAUGAACGGCAGAUACUAG
Gamsiella multidivaricata is the source of this 705-nucleotide messenger RNA. RefSeq lists its product as uncharacterized. Bases 1 to 705 code for a protein of 234 amino acids. Lineage: Eukaryota; Fungi; Mortierellomycota; Mortierellomycetes; Mortierellales; Mortierellaceae. The record is from RefSeq and is a predicted model, not a curated record. The transcript is spliced from 6 exons.